AGGCGGCACGGUGCGGAUCGAUACGGCAGUAAAAUGUUCAAAGUGGGAUAUUUUGGGAAAAGCUCGACAUGCACGGAGACAGAAACGCGAUCACCGGGCUGAGUGUCUCGACGGGGGACAAGCAUGAAACCUGACAUCAAAUCUAACGUCAAGCUCCUAGGAGCCAGUGCAGCUGGCAGAACCACACCUGAGACCUGAACACCAGAAUGACCUCAACACAUCCUUAACACUGUCCCACCAUCAGGUGCAGCAGGUGGAAACCAUAGUAACAGACGUGUGUGUCCUGAGGAUGCCUCUCUGUUUUAUCAAGGUUGCAUCAGAGACUGAAGCAUUAUCCAAGAAUGAGCUUCUGCUAAGUGGAAGGAAGACAGGCUGUACCAUGGAUAUUGCCAUGGAACACCAACUGCUGGAGGAGAAAUUAAUGUGUAUACCACAACAGUAAUCAAGCAUGGACCUUCUUUUGGGCUGACGUCCCCUGACAAUAGCUGCUAUGGCUUUUUGUAAUGAAAGCUUGCUGGAGGAGUGCAGCUUCAUGGGGCCGGACAAUGCAGAGGACACAGCUGAAAGUCUCCCGUCAGAGGCUGCAGCUCCCCUCAUAUCAGUCACUUUACGUGUGACCCUGGCAGCCAUAAUGAUCUUCAUGAUUACUAUUGGUUUCCUCGGGAAUGCCAUUGUGUGUCUGAUUGUUUACCAGAAACCUGCCAUGCGCUCCGCUAUCAAUCUCCUCCUCGCCACGUUGGCCUUUUCGGACAUAAUGCUCUCUUUACUCUGCAUGCCCUUCACUGCAGUCACCGUGGCCACCGCCGACUGGAGCUUUGGGAGCGGGUUCUGCCGAGCGUCCAUCAUGCUGUACUGGCUUUUUGUCCUAGAGGGGGUGUCCAUACUCCUCAUAAUCAGCGUGGACCGCUUCCUCAUCAUUGUGCAGCGGCAGGACAAGUUGACGCCACACAGAGCUAAACUGUUGAUUGCAGGUUCAUGGGUGCUGAGCCUGUGUGUGUCUCUGCCGUCUGUAGUCGGGUGGAGGACAGGUGCAGCAAGUGUUGGGGGCGCCUGGGCGCCGCAGUGUGUGCUGGGAUACAGUGACUCUCUGGCAGACCGUGGGUACACAGUGCUGCUGGCAGUAGCAGUAUUCUUUGUACCAUUUGCUGUCAUGCUGUACUCUUACAUGUGCAUCCUCAACACAGUGCGCCGCAACACCCUGCGCAUCCACAACCACACCAGCGAGCAUUCCUGCCUGCCAGCACUCAACCAGGUCAGCAAAAUGAGACUCACCGGGCUGCAGCGGCCCCCUCAGAUCAAAGUGGACAUGAGCUUCAAGACCCGAGCCUUCACCACCAUCCUCAUCCUCUUUGUCGGCUUCUCUGUGUGCUGGCUGCCGCACACGGUGGUCAGCUUGCUGGCUGUUUUCAGCCGACAGUUCUACUACAGCUCUGUCUUCUACCCAAUCAGCAUAGGCGCCCUUUGGCUCAGCUACCUGAAGACGGUCUUCAACCCCGUCAUCUACUGCUGGAGGAUCAGGAAGUUCAGGGAGGCCUGUCAGGAGUUUAUCCCCAAGAGCUGCAGACUGUGUCCCAGAGUGCCGGGCCGGAGCCGCAGGAGAGUGAGGCCCAGCAACAUCUACGUGUGCAGCGAGACUCAGUCAGCUGUGUGAAACAAGGAAGUUGUUGAUGCACAAACCAGCAGCUGUUGAUACUCCUAUCAGCUGUUUUUAACUCUUUACUUUUUGUCAUAAUAAGCAAUCAGACUAAACUAAAGUUCACCUUCAGACAGUAUACUGGACAUUGACAAAAUAAUCACACCACAAGCAUGAACUUUCCAUCUCAACUUUUUAACCCAACAUCGGUGAGAAAUCCUUAAAGUGCUCAGAGAAAUUAAAUGUGAGCAUCGGCAAUUCCAUGACAACGGAAUCAAUCUGUUUAGGAAGGUUAUGUGACACAAUCGACUGCUCAAGGACAGCUACUGAAUGGACCUUGUGGUGAGAUUAUUGUGUCUGCUGCUUUCAUUCUCAAGAUAUACCAGAUGAUUUAACUUAAGCCCCAUUUACACUGCCUGUUCAAGGUGGAAAUGCCAUUGUUAUUCCUUACCCAUAAAAGGUACGAUCACGAAAUGGAGGGCAGAGUUGUCUCGCCCUUCAGCCGGCAGCAGAGGUAGUAACAGUGCUGACAGUGUAAAAUGGACAGCAGGCAGGACAGGAUGGGCGUGACGUGUUAUGUGUGGAACCAAAACAGUGAGGAGCAGUUAAUGGCUAACUCAAACAAACAGAACAGCAACCAAAAAUGUCUGCAGAUUGGGGAAAUAAUGAGGUCCAGGAGAUCCUUACCCUCCACACUACAGACCAACACAGUUAUGUCACAGUACGUGUCCACAGGAUCCGUCUAUGUAAGCAGCAGUGCCAACGCAUUCUGGUUUUGAGAGACAGGGCGUCCAGUCUUCUUUAGCAUAAAUGAAUGUAGGCUACUUUAUGGAAAUCAGGAGUGCGGCGCAACUUGAUGUCUCUGGAAACUCCUCAAAAACUUCUGAGUAACCCUUGUUCAUCUAAAAUGUAGACAGAUUCAAUAACUGCAUGGCUUAUUUCUCACCUCAGAUGUUUUCAGAAACACAUUUUGAUCAACUGUUCUCAUGCCUCUGCUGGAGAUAGGCGUGACAUUAUGUUAUCAGGUUUUCUGUCCGUCUGUCCCAUUCUUGUGAAUAUCUCAAGAACGACUUUAGGGAUUUUUUCAAAUUUGACACAAACGUCCACUUUGAUGGUAAAAGGUUAAAGAUCGAGGUCAUUGUGACCACAUCUAUUGCAUCCUUGUAAAUGUGAUAUCUUAAGAACACCUUGAGGAAAUUUCUCCAAAUUUGGCACAAACGUCCUUGGACUCAAGAAUAAAUUUAUUAGAUUUUGGUGGUCAACAGUCAAGGUCAACAUGACCUUGUAUCUGUGUCAUUCUCUUUAACAGGACAUCUCAAGAACACAUUGGGGGACUUUCAAAUUUGACACAAACGUCCGCUUUAAGUAAGAAAAUGGGCUGAUUAGAAAUUGAUGGUAGAAGGUCAAAGGUCAAGGUCAUUGUGAUCUUGUCUGUUGCAUUCCUGUGAACAGGUUAUCUUAAGAUCACCUUAAGGGAGUUGCUACAAAUUUGACAUAAACAUUUCUUGGACUCAACAAUGAACUGAUUUGAAUUUGGUGUUCAAAGGUCACUGUUACCCUCCGUCUGUCUCAUUCUCGUGAAGGCGAUAUCUCAAGAAGGCCUUGAGGGAAUUCCCUCUAAUUAGGCACAAAAGUCCACUUGGACUAAAAAAGGUGCUGAUUAGAAUUUGGUGGUAGAAGGUCAAAGAUCAAGGUCACAAAACAUGUUAUUGGUCAUAAGUCAGACAUUCAUACAAUAAUUAUGACAAAAUUUCACAUAAAUGUCUAAUAGGAUAAAAUGAUGACAUUUUAUAUAGAGAGAGGUCAACUUCACUGUGAUGUCAUAAUGUUCCCAAAAACACCUCUGGCCAUAACUCAACAUCAUAUCCCAGGAACAGAGGGGGAGACAUUUGGUUGGAUAAUGAAUUGGUGACACUAAUCUUUGGUGCCCACCUUUAAACUGUGUUGACUGUAUGGAUCUUGUGUGCUGUGGGGGGAAGAUGUGUGUGAGGAAUCCAUGUUUUCACAGACAUGGAUGUAGACUCCAACUGCAACUUGACGGGUUUGCGGAGACAUAUAACCAUGAGGCGGUUAUUGUGGUAGUAACUUAAGAGAAAGUUGCCAUGUUGGUUUGGUUUAAAAUCUGGGAGCAGACAGCCUCGUGGCACACACAAUGCUGGGAGGCAGUGCCCCUGCACGUGUUAGGAUGCCCCUGUGGACACAUACUGUUAUACGUCACUGCCUUCAUGCCUCUUUUAAUUCUGGAAUGCUGGCAUUGCUAUCUAAAAUCACACACCUGGUUUUAUAUAAACAAAGAAAGCCAGUGUGAUGACGGGUCUUUGUUGCGGCCCUGUUGUGGGAUCUCUAUGUAAAAAGGGCUUUAGUUGUCAUUUAGUUUUCUGAAACUUACCGCCAUCCAAACAAUUUCACAUUCUGCAUUUUCAAUUUCCCUCUCUGUUUCAUAAUUUGUCCGUAAAGUGUUUCAUCAUUGUCUCAGUUUCUUCAGACUGUAGACUUGAUCUUCAGGCUUUGAGUAAUAGUGGUGAUAAUAAUAAUUAUUAUUCUAUUGUCAGUUAUGUGAUGAGAUUCACAAAAAAAGCAUACAUAGUAUCAGUGUUGAGAGGAAAGUCUGUAAGAUUUCAACUGACGUCUUAAAAAAAAAAAUUUUUUAAUGAAAUUUGUGCAGAAACACAACUUUGAAACUUAUUUAAAACCACGAGUGUGUCAACAAAGACGUGUGUCAGUUAUUGAGCUGUGAAUGUUUACUUGAAUGUAUUAUCUUUUCAUGAUAUAACAAAACCAGGUAAAAUAAAUGCAGUUUUUAAAAGAGGUUGCAUUGACAGACUGCUUAGUGCCGGCCUCUUUUACCAUGUGCAUAAUGGAAAUAGGUUGCUGGGAUACUACAGACAUGUAUUCACUGUGAGUGGAUGUAUACCUACUUCGCUGAGGACAACAUACACAGCGGUUUGUCUGUUGAAUUAUAUCAGGUUAGGUAAUCCAAUUGGAGUAGUAAACAAACUGUGACUAAUUUUUCUCUAAUGAACAAAUGAAGUUAAAUCACUGUACUUUUGAUACAACCUUUUAAAUCUGUGUAUCAUUUGAAUAUUGAUUCAUCAGGUUUCAGUUUGCAUGUAUCUUUAUAAGUAGUUCCAACUCUGGUGUUAUAGAGUAAAUCCUGUGAGUCUGUCUCAGUAAGUUUAGUACAACCAACAUGAUUUGCUUUGAUCUCGAACAACUUAAU
Epinephelus moara (kelp grouper) is the source of this 4853-nucleotide messenger RNA. It is a transcript of the gene gpr45, whose product is annotated as G protein-coupled receptor 45. Gene Ontology annotation, molecular function: G protein-coupled receptor activity. Gene Ontology annotation, biological process: G protein-coupled receptor signaling pathway. Gene Ontology annotation, cellular component: membrane. Lineage: Eukaryota; Metazoa; Chordata; Actinopteri; Perciformes; Serranidae. Bases 491 to 1651 code for a protein of 386 amino acids. The record is from RefSeq and is a predicted model, not a curated record. The transcript has 3 exons.